Messenger RNA from Boeremia exigua, 903 nucleotides. RefSeq names its product 60S ribosomal protein L11. Gene Ontology annotation, biological process: translation. The transcript is spliced from 2 exons. Gene Ontology annotation, molecular function: structural constituent of ribosome; RNA binding. Lineage: Eukaryota; Fungi; Ascomycota; Dothideomycetes; Pleosporales; Didymellaceae. Gene Ontology annotation, cellular component: cytosolic large ribosomal subunit; ribosome. The record is from RefSeq and is a predicted model, not a curated record. Bases 129 to 623 code for a protein of 164 amino acids.
CGACCUCAUCUCGACAGUCCAUCUCGCCUACUAACAGAGCAGUCACCAUGGUAUGGCCCGCCGACGCCCGCAGCACCGCACUCGAAUGCUAAUUGUCAUGGCAGUCCGACUCCAAGGCCUCCAACCCCAUGCGCGAGCUUCGCAUCCAGAAGCUCGUCCUCAACAUCUCCGUCGGCGAGUCUGGUGACAGGCUUACUCGUGCCGCCAAGGUGCUCGAGCAGCUGUCUGGUCAGACACCCGUCUACUCCAAGGCCCGCUACACCGUCCGUACCUUCGGUAUCCGCCGUAACGAGAAGAUCGCUGUCCACGUCACCGUCCGCGGCCCCAAGGCCGAGGAGAUCCUCGAGCGCGGCCUCAAGGUCAAGGAGUACGAGCUCCGCAAGCGCAACUUCUCCGAGUCCGGCAACUUCGGUUUCGGUAUCUCCGAGCACAUCGACUUGGGCAUCAAGUACGACCCCAGCAUUGGUAUCUACGGCAUGGACUUCUACGUCUGCAUGACCCGCCCCGGUGAGCGCGUCGCCAAGCGCAGGCGUUGCCAGAGCAAGAUCGGCGCCUCGCACAAGGUCAACCAGGCCGAGACCGUCAAGUGGUACAAGAACCGCUUCGAGGGCAUUGUCCGAUAAGCGUGGUACGAGUAGAGCGAAGAGGGAACGAAAUGAAGAUUCUGAACGAUUCACCAGCAUAUUCCGUCUCGGAGGGUUUGGUCCUGCGGAGUCCCGGAGUGUACUUAAAAGAGCAAGCAUUGAACUUGCAAGUUCAGGCCUAUCAAUGGAGCUGACCCGUCUCCAACGAGCGGGUCUUCGAUCACAUUACAAUGGAGGCUUCACUUGGGUGAUGUUCCGCUCAACCAUUGGUGAUCAUUCUCGAUGUGCUUGUCUGCUGCAUUUGCUGUGUUUGUCUCGG